Messenger RNA from Staurois parvus, 258 nucleotides. The record is from the annotation of a GenBank genome assembly. Lineage: Eukaryota; Metazoa; Chordata; Amphibia; Anura; Ranidae.
ACUAAAGGACACGGUUGGAUGCCUGGACAGGUAAGUGUCCUACUAUUAAAAGUCAGCAGCUACGGUAUUUGUAGCCAGGGGCAGACUGACAACUCAUGGGGCCCCCGGGCAAUAGGGGAUCAUGAGGCCCCUGUGUCCUUGCCCACACUCAAAAAAACCUAUGAAAAAGGUACCAGGGGCAUCUCAUGGGGCCCCGUACUGACCCCGGGCCCUCGGGCAGUGCCCGAGUUUUCCCAAAUGGUCAGUCCGCCCCUGGUC